Molecule: messenger RNA, 1301 nt
Organism: Lactuca saligna
Lineage: Eukaryota; Viridiplantae; Streptophyta; Magnoliopsida; Asterales; Asteraceae
Source: the annotation of a GenBank genome assembly
CGUCUAUUAAACAAUGCUAUUAUCGUAAUCAAGACCCCAGUUCUUCCAGCUGUAGCAUUUUGUGAAUCAUAACAUCCCAAGUUCUUUCAUACUCUUAUACUAUUCUGUAUUUAGAUCCCUCAUCCAAAUGGGUCCCACAUCUAUAAACCGAAAUCAACAACAACCGUCCAUCUCUUCCAAUCUCACGUCUCCUUCCUCCUAUUGCAAAACACCCAUGUACUUUUACCCAUAUAAAAUAAACUUAUCAUACAUCAUAAAAAAUCAUCCAAACCUUCUGCAACUAAUUAUAUUAUAUUAAUAUAGUUUCUGGAGGAUUCUUCGAAACUAACAUCAGCAUGUGUCGUGGGUGAUGAACUGCCUCCUAAUUUUAUCAUCCAUCCUUUUCAUCCAGGCUUUCGUCUUUUCUUGAUUCAAGGUGAAGAACUUACCCUUUUUGGAGUGUUGAGUAAAAUUUUGAUCUGGGUUUGGAAGUAUGGGUGGCAAUGGAGCAAAAAGUAGUGAUUUUUAUGAAGUUUUGGGGUUGAAGAAGGAAUGCACUGAAACAGAGCUCAAGAAUGCUUACAAGAAGCUUGCUCUGAAAUGGCAUCCUGAUCGGUGCUCGGCGGCCGGAAACACCAGAUACGUGGAGGAGGCGAAGAAGAAGUUUCAGGCGAUACAAGAAGCUUAUUCUGUACUCUCCGAUGUGGAUAAAAGAUUUAUGUACGACGUAGGAGUUUACGAUAGCGACGAUGACGAAAAUGGUAUGGCUGAUUUUAUGAGGGAAAUGGCUGUGAUGAUGAGUCAAAAUAAACCCAAUGAAAAUGGAGAGAGUUUUGAAGAACUAAAGGAUUUGUUUGAUGAGAUGUUUGAAAGCGACAUCGAAUCAUUUGAUUCGACUUCACAUUCAUCUUCUUUAUUUUCUAGUUGUGGUGAAAGUUCGAGCUCUAGUUCCUCAAACAAACGAGGUUCAUCGGCUAUGUCAAACAUAAAAAAUGAUGACCCUUCGUUUUUUGAUGCUCACAUCCAAGGAUUUUCUGUAGGGACGGGUAGAAGAUAUGAUGAGAGGAGCAGCAGCAGGAGAAAAGGAAGGCAUGAUUAAUGCUUUCACCCAAAAUAAGAUUUCUUGUGAAAUUAGGUUCUCUUAAUCACUUCAGAAUCCUUUGAUUGUCAUCAAAAUAGUUCUGGUUGUUUUUAUGUAGUUAUGUUUUCUUGUAUCAAAAUCAAGUGGCUUUAAAUGUAUUGUUUUCUUUUAUGCAAAAGUGGGAUUUUUCUUGAUUAAUUUCAAUUCUGUGUUUGAGCGUGACCACAUGCGCAUACGUACA